Molecule: messenger RNA, 1798 nt
Organism: Engraulis encrasicolus (European anchovy)
Lineage: Eukaryota; Metazoa; Chordata; Actinopteri; Clupeiformes; Engraulidae
Product: progranulin-like
Exons: 9
Coding region: 134-1378 (414 amino acids)
Cellular component (GO): extracellular region
Source: RefSeq, a predicted model, not a curated record
GUGGACAUAAAAAGAGAUGAGACAGAGAGAAGACCAUCACUAGGGGUCAGACUGUAAGGACAGGACUGAGCGAGUCAAGAAGUGACAACCAAAGGAGAGCAAAACGCCACGACCAAUCAGCUGUUGAAGCAAGAUGUUGGUCCAUGCUGUGCUGGCUUCCUUCUGUGUGUGCCUGGUCUCAGCUUCAGUCCUCUGCCCUGAUGGAAACACUUGUCCAGACAAGAACACCUGCUGCCUGACCAACUCAGGAUACUACGGCUGCUGCCCCCACCCCUUGGCUGUCUGUUGUCCAGACAAGCUCCACUGCUGCCCGAACGGCUACCAUUGCUACACUACCAAAUGCGUCAAACAAGGUCUGCCGUGGCUUAGACUGCAACGGAGCAAGAACACACCUGCCAAAAAGGAAACAUUCCAAACUGGCACACCCCUCCAGCUUUCACCUCCUAAGCCUGAUAACAGCAUUGCUGUCAGAGAGUUGUCGGCCAUUUUGGAGAAGCCAUCCGGUGUUGGUGUUGCUGAUGUGCGCUGUGACAGCUCCCACACCUGCCCUGAUGGUUCUACAUGCUGCAAAAGUGUGUACACAGGUGCCUGGUACUGCUGCCCCUACACCUCAGGCCAGUGCUGUAAAGAUGGUAUCCACUGCUGUCCUCAUGGCACCUACUGUGACCUCAAAACCUUCCGCUGUCUGGGGGGUAAUGACUCCAUACCUGCCUCUCCCCAAAUACCUGCUCUCAGGACUGACUAUCAGUCCCCUCUAGAUGAUGAGUCCAAAACAUCCCAAACUGGCACACCCCUCCAGCCGGAUAACAGCAUUGCCCUCAGAGAGUCGUCGGCCAUUUUGGAGAAGCCAUCCGGUGUUGGUGUUGGUGUUGGUGUUGCUGAUGUGCGCUGUGACAGCUCCCACACCUGCCCUGAUGGUUCUACAUGCUGCAAAAGUGUGUACACAGGUGCCUGGUACUGCUGCCCCUACACCUCAGGCCAGUGCUGUAAAGAUGGUAUCCACUGCUGUCCUCAUGGCACCUACUGUGACCUCAAAACCUUCCGCUGUCUGGGGGGUAAUGACUCCAUACCUGCCUCUCCCCAAAUACCUGCUCUCAGGACUGACUAUCAGGACCCGUGCUGUCUGAAUGGGAAUGAGGCAGGCUGCUGCCAGGUGGGGUUCCACUGUGACACCGAGCGGAGGGUCUGUGUGGACGACUUGGCCCCCCUGGACAUCCACACCACUCUGGAGGGGCAGGAGCAGGGACGGGAGCUGGAGGCCCUCGGAGGUGGACGAGUGGCCCUGAGGGGCAUCAUCCGCUGUGACGGAGGGCUCUACUGCCCAGCUGACCACUCCUGCUGCAGGACUCCCACCGGGGAGUGGGGCUGCUGCCCAUAACAGCUGGGCGUGUGCUGCACGGAUGGCAGACACUGUUGUGAUAAUCACAUGACAUGUGAUGAGUCCUCUUUGAGCUGUAAUCAAGGAGAGAACUCCGUCCCUUCAGCCUCCAUGGGCCAGAUACUGCAAAUCUGAUGCCUCAGCAGUCAGCAUACGCCAUUCUAGAAUGGCAGUCCGCACGCUUCAUUCUAGAAUGGCGGUCAGCACGCUUCAUUCUAGAAUGGCGGUCAACACGCUUCAUUCUAGAAUGGCAGUUCUUUCUCAUCUCAUUUCAUUCCACUUAGCACUGAGCAGAAAAUGUGUUUCCAUUCAAAUCACAUCUAUCAAUAACAGAGAUCACAUUUCACAAUCUUAUUCUAAUGGCCUCUUCCAUGAAUUAACCUACAGUAAAGGCUUAAUAAAUAAAACUUCUUCAUUUGA